AUGAAGACUGGGAAGCCGAGUGCAUUCGCUCAGUACCUCUGGCUGGGGGAGAGAGACUGCAAGAUACCCGAUGGGGCAAGAAAAGGUUUAAGCAGCCUGGGGGACACCAAAAGGACACCGGUAGACACCAUGAAUCGCAAGGAGUCAAAGAGCAGCAGGAAGUCCCGACAGGAAGGAGGAAGUGUGAUAAAGAGCAGAAGACCAGUGCAGAGGAGGAUGACAUGCCCCAGUCCUCAAGAGAUCAGCCGGGCUCUUCAAAGUCCACCGGCUCAUUCUUCUUUCCGCUCUGCCAGCCUGGAUGAACUCAUCCUCCGCUGCCUCCACUGCUUCGACUCAGAUGGGAAGCUGAUCAGAGGGACACAGCUGGUCCAUAUGGCCCUGAUGAUGCAUAACUGGGUCGUACCAUCACACAUCUUCGUCCAAAAGCUGCUUUCUCUAUAUCCUCUUCAAGCCCCACUAUUUGUGAUUUAUCUGUUUGGUUUCUGUUUGUCCAUCACUAUGUCUGAACCCAGUAAUCCUCCAGUGAAUGUUUCCCAGACUCCCUCUCCCUCUGUGAAGAAAAGGAAAGUUUCACUGCUGUUUGACCACAUGGAACCAGAUGAGAUGGCUGAACACCUCAGCUACCUGGAGUUCAAAAACUUCUGCAACGUCUCAUUUCUGGACUACCACAGUUACGUGGUCCAUGGCUCUGUGAGGAAUAAUCCGGCGCUCGAGCGCUCUGUCAUGCUCUGCAACGGAGUCUCCCAGUGGGUUCAGCUCAUGAUCCUCAACAAACACACCUCACAGCAGCGAGCAGAGGUCUUCACCAAGUUCAUUCAUGUAGCACAGAAGCUGAGAGCCCUACAGAAUUUCAAUACUCUGAUGGCGGUGAUAGGAGGUCUGUGUCAUAGUUCCAUCUCUCGUCUCAAAGACACAGCCAGCCUGCUGUCCUCUGAUGUCACAAAGACUCUCAGUGAGCUCACAGAGCUGCUGUCGUCCUACAGCAACUAUUCAAACUACAGGCGCGUGUACAACGACUGCACUGGAUUCAAGGUGCCCAUCUUGGGCGUUCAUCUCAAAGACCUGAUCUCCCUCAACGAGGCGCUGCCAGACUACCUUGAGGACGAUAAGAUCAACCUGGGGAAAAUGCAGCAUUUAUACAGCAACAUUAGCGACUUGUUGGCCAUCCAUGACUGCACCCCACCGUUUGAGGCCAACAAAGACCUGCUGCACCUGCUAACGCUCUCGCUAGACUUGUGUUACACGGAGGACGAGAUAUAUGAGCUCUCCUACACCAAGGAGCCCAAGAACCCCAAAAUUCAGCCCGUAGCUCCGGUGAAGCCCCCAGUGGUAGCCGAGUGGGGAUCAGGAGUGACUCCGCGUCUGGAUCCUGACACCAUCUCGAAACACGUUAAACAGAUGGUGGAUUCUAUCAUGAAGAAUUAUGAUUUGAACAUGGACGGCUACAUUUCUCUGGAGGACUUUGAGAAGAUCGCUGCAAAUUUCCCUUUCUCUUUCUGCACACACGAGAGCGAUAGGGAAGGAGAGAUCAGUAGGGAGGAAAUCACUUCAUAUUUCAUGCGUGGGAUGUCGGUGUGUGCUAAACUUGGCUUCAACCUCCACAACCUUCACAACUUCCAUGAGACCACAUACAAAAGGCCCACAUUCUGUGACACCUGCGGAGGAUUUUUAUGGGGAGUCAUAAAACAAGGCUACCACUGCAAAGACUGUGGAGUAAACUGUCACAAGCACUGUAAGGAUGUGGUGGGAAUGGAGUGUAUGAAGAGGCUCCAGGUGACCAGUAGCUCUUGUCCCUGCACCCCGGGCCCCGUAUCAGGCCUCCACACUAAGGGCAACAGCUGGACCUUUCAAUCAGGUUCUGAAGAGGAAACAUUUGUCUUUCCUAAUGGAAACGGAUCUGAACACUCCAAGGGCCAAACUUCAUCAGACAGCGACGCAGAGGCGGCCACACUAUCCGACAGAUCCACUCAAACGGACCCAGGAGUUUGGACACCGGUGGCCAAACGGAAAGAUCGUCUUCCUUCCCAGAAACAACAUCCACCCCUUGAAAAGGUAUUGCCAUAAAACAACUUACAUAAAUUCCUUACAUUUUUUCACAGCGAGUAUGGUGGAUAUAUUCAUCAUAUAUUGCAUGGAAAGCUAAUUUGGUGAGGAAGACUGGCUAGCAUACACUACACUUUUGAGACUAACGUUACCUGCCUGCCUUAUCA
Molecule: messenger RNA, 2210 nt
Organism: Sinocyclocheilus grahami
Lineage: Eukaryota; Metazoa; Chordata; Actinopteri; Cypriniformes; Cyprinidae
Product: RAS guanyl-releasing protein 1-like
Exons: 15
Coding region: 1-2064 (687 amino acids)
Biological process (GO): Ras protein signal transduction
Cellular component (GO): plasma membrane
Molecular function (GO): guanyl-nucleotide exchange factor activity; calcium ion binding
Source: RefSeq, a predicted model, not a curated record